AUGUCUGACAUGGUCAUCCCUGCCUUUGGUUGGUUUACCGAAGACGGGCUCAAAACGAAGUCGAUAUCUUGGGCCCAAAGUCAAUUUCCGAUGAGCCAGUCUGAUGGCAUCAGUUCUUCAGAGCUGCUCUCAGAUGAGAACGGUGACGAUAUCAAAAAACUUACACGGCGCCGCCAAAUUGGCGACAAACACACUUGGAUGUUAGAGCUUGACACCACGGGUGUGACAAUCCCAGAUAUGCCUGUCACGGUUUACGAGUCCACCACCUUUCGGUUGAAGGUGCCGACCUCAAGUGAAGCUGAUACGUCCGUUGCUCACUACAAAGUGGACUACGACGAAUCUCUGAAGCAUCCCGUUUUGAAGUACCGAGUGUUUGGUGAUCACAAUCACCUGCAGAGAAACUCUUACUCUACUCGCAAAUGCGAAGAGCUCCAGGGUCGACUCAAUGAGCUGAAUUUGAUCGAGCUUAUGAAGAUUCCUGUCGGCCAACGUCCACCACAAUACACGGAACUCUUGCUAAAUAUGAGACUCGUAACCGGGUCAAGGGGAAAAUUCGACCUGGCUCCAACUUGGACAUUCUACGAUGACGAGGUCAUAGAGUUCUUAGACAAAGCUUGGAAAGUGCAGCAGAGGAUUGACGAGAGAGAAGAGGCUCAGCGCAGGGCGAAGUCUGAGGAGCUGAUCUGAAGAUGAGUA
This is a messenger RNA of Didymella exigua CBS 183.55, 696 nucleotides long. RefSeq lists its product as uncharacterized. NCBI's taxonomy places the organism in Eukaryota, Fungi, Ascomycota, Dothideomycetes, Pleosporales, Didymellaceae. The coding region runs from base 1 to 687 and encodes 228 amino acids. The transcript is spliced from 2 exons. The record is from RefSeq and is a predicted model, not a curated record.